Messenger RNA from Diabrotica balteata, 1157 nucleotides. The record is from the annotation of a GenBank genome assembly. NCBI's taxonomy places the organism in Eukaryota, Metazoa, Arthropoda, Insecta, Coleoptera, Chrysomelidae.
GAAAGAAUUAAUGAAGGGCAAACUAGCUUUUCAUUUUGAUAUUAUGUUCAAAAAUAAAUUUACUUAGACAAUCCAUAAAAUUAAGGCAACUUCGUAAUUAUGACAGAAACAUUAGCAGCCGAAGAAAAAACUUUAAUAAACAAUGGACGAGCAGCUUCUAGUCCGGUACCAACUAAAAGAACAUCUGGAGGACUGAUGAAACUAUCCAGUUAUGUGUUAGCUCUUCGACCAUGGUCACUUAGUGCAAGUUUAAUUCCAACUCUAUUAGGAUCGACAAUAGCUUACAAAUAUCCAGGGUCUUCGGAUUUUAAUUAUAUAACUCUAUUUUUUACGAUAUUAACAAUUAUAUCAGUGCAUGGAGCUGGUAAUGUAGUGAAUACCUACUUUGACUAUGUAAAAGGCAUAGACAAUCGAAAAUCAGACGAUAGAAUUCUUGUAGAUCAUAUAUUGUCGAAAGAUGAAGUUGUAUCGUUGGGUGCUAUCUUAUAUUUUGCAGGUUGUAUUGGAUUCAUCAUAUUAGCAAACAUAUCUCCAGCAAAAAUGGAACAUUUAGCUUUAGUGUAUUUUGGGGGUUUAUCGUCAAGUUUUUUGUACACCGGGGGUAUCGGUUUUAAAUAUAUAGCUUUAGGAGAUGUUUUGAUCUUAAUUAUUUUUGGCCCUAUAUCAGUUUUAUUUGCAUUUAUGUCACAAACGGGUCAUGUCGAAUGGGCUACAAUUUAUUAUGCCUUACCUUUAGCUUUAAAUACAGAGGCUAUAUUACAUAGUAACAAUACUAGAGACUCAGAGUCUGAUAAAAAAGUAGGCAUUGUUACUCUAGCUAUAAUUAUAGGACAUACAGCUUCUCAUGUUUUAUAUGCAUUUUUGUUAUUUACGCCUUACAUUAUGUUUAUGGUUGCUUCGUUAAAAUAUUCUAAGUGGUUCAUGCUACCUCUCGUCACUUUACCAGGGGCAUUUAAAAUUGAGAAGCAAUUCAGGUCAAAAGAUAUUCAUAGUGUACCAAAAAAGACUGCAAAAUUAAACUUAUUUUUUGGGGUGCUCUACGUAGUGGCUUGUAGUAUGGUUUCGACAUUGCCAUAUGUUACUCAGAGAUAGAUCUUUAUAUUUACUUUUUAUUUAUAUUAUUUUUUUGUACUGUACUUAAUAAAAACUUUUAACUA